Molecule: messenger RNA, 2543 nt
Organism: Zingiber officinale
Lineage: Eukaryota; Viridiplantae; Streptophyta; Magnoliopsida; Zingiberales; Zingiberaceae
Product: protein arginine N-methyltransferase 7-like
Exons: 14
Coding region: 479-2323 (614 amino acids)
Biological process (GO): peptidyl-arginine methylation
Molecular function (GO): protein-arginine omega-N monomethyltransferase activity
Source: RefSeq, a predicted model, not a curated record
GAUGAAGAGUUCUCUCGCCGGGCUCGGCGCGGCGAUCUACUCCUCUUCCCUUGUCCGGCCGCCGCCCUUCCACGGCCGAGUAUCGGCAAGGUUCGUCGCCGUCCGAGAAAUGAGCACCAGCUGUACCAGUUUCUCGACCCGGGUUUUCCAGCUCCGGCGCGACCCCCUUACCGGGGAUUCCGAGUGGAUAGUCGUUGAAGAAGGAGGCGAGGGAGAGGGAGGGGAGGGUAAGCAUGGUGCUAAGUGCCUUCUGGCCACCACCUCUUACCUCGAUAUGCUCAAUGAUUCCUGUCGGAAUCGGGCAUUCCGAGCGGCUAUUGAGAAGACGAUCAAGGGUCCUUGCCACGUCCUUGACAUCGGGGAAGAUAAAUUGAGAUAAUUCAAUUAUGGAUUUAGGCUCAGUACAAGAUGUAGAGUGAUGCCAAAGCUGUGAAAUAAAUUACAUUGUGCUUGCAGAGCUGGAACUGGCCUAUUGUCAAUGUUGGCAGCACGCACGAUGGAGAAAUUUGGUGAAUCCUCAGUGGCGACUGUGUCAGCUUGUGAGUCUUACCUUCCCAUGGGGAAGCUAAUGCGUAGAGUAUUGCGGGGAAAUAAGAUGGAGAAGAAGAUAAAGGUCUUUCACAAGCGAUCUGAUGAGCUUGUUGUUGGCGUGGACCUUGAAUCACGAGCAGCUGUGUUGGUUAGUGAGAUAUUAGACUCAGAAUUAUUGGGAGAAGGACUGAUACCAACUCUACAACAUGCUCAUGAUAUGCUACUCAUCAAGAACCCACAAACUGUUCCAUAUCGUGCCACUACCUAUGGACAGCUAGUUGAGAGCCCAUACCUGCAGAAGCUGCAGGAUUUGUUCCAUGGUGAAGCAAAUUUAUCCGAUGGAGUUCAUCUUACAUGUCCCGGUUUGGAAGGGAUUAUGGACAUUAAAAAACAACAAUAUGCCAUGCAUUGUGACGCCAUGUUCAAUGAUCUACGACUGUUGUCAGAGCCCUUCAAAGUUUUUGAGUUUGACUUUUGGAAACGACCAGAGAGUCAUGGUGAAAUCAAAAUAUCAGUAAAAGCUAGCAGUGAAGGCAAUGCCAAUGCUGUAAUUUCAUGGUGGGUGGUUCAGUUGGACUAUGAAGGUUCAGUGGUAUACACCACAGCUCCUAGAUGGAUUACAAGGACAGAUGAUAUAAAAGAAGCAACUUGUGUUCCUGACGCUAAAGAUUGGUGUGAUCACUGGAAGCAAUGUGUAUGGUUCAUUCCAGGACCAGGACUUCCUGUUUCCAAAGAUGAAAAUGUUGUCUUUAAUGCCACCCAUGAUGAAACUAAGAUUUCAUACCACCUCAAGUGUGAUAAUUCAUUGAUCUACAGCAACACCUAUGGGGACUGCCGUCUAGAGCUUUCACCGGAAAGAAUUGCCUUGUAUGGUGACAGAGAUUGGAGGUCAGGGUUAAUGACUGCUAUGAGAAAUAUCUUGCAUGCACAAUCUUCUCAAUUUUGUGUCGUUGCUGAUGAUAGUGUGUUCUUAACAAUUCUAACUGCAUGUCUCUCCAAAAAUGCAACCAUAGUUUCAAGUUUUCCUGGGCUACAAGAAAAAGGUGAAAAGUAUCUGCAAGCUGUUGCCAAUGCAAAUGGUUUUUCUAUGGAUCGUAUAAAAGUUAUGGGAAUGAGGUCACCCAACCUGGCUAAAAAUAAUCUUAUACAAAGAAAGGUUGAUCUUCUGGUUGGAGAGCCAUUCUACUAUGGAACUGAAGGGGCACUCCCAUGGCAGAACCUACGAUUUUGGAAGGAGAGGACUCUACUUGACUCCGUGUUGUCUAAAGAUGUCAUCGUCAUGCCUUUUAAGGGAGUACUAAAAGUUUGUGCCAUGUCUCUUCCGGAUCUUUGGAGAAGCCGGUGUUGCCUGGAAAAUGUUGAAGGCUUUGAUCACUCGGUCGUGAAUGAGACUCUGGGUGCAUGUGGCAAUUUACCACCAAUGAUCGAAGGUCCUUGUCUGCCUUAUUAUGUCUGGCAGUGUGGUGAGGUUCAGGAACUCAGCGGUGUUCUUCCACUCAUGGAGUUCGAUUUCACAAAUCCUAUCCAUUCUUGUUCUGGGAAAACAAAGAUGCAGUUCUCCAAACUGGGACUAUGCCAUGGUUUUGUACUCUGGAUCGACUGGGUAAUGGAUGAAAAAGGCUCCAUCGUAAUGUCAACUGGACCAGCUAGUAGAUACCAGAAACAGGGAGUGAAGCUUCUCAGCCAGCCUUUCAAUGUCAAUACGACCGACUGUUUUGUUGAGAUAGAGGCGUCUUUCGAUCAUUCUUCCGGAGAAAUCACUGUCUCAUCAUUCUUUUCAUCAUUGCAAUAAGGUUCGUGGACAUAAUCUAUCCAUACUCAUUUUCACAAAUGAGUGGUUUCUCGUUUCUUUUUUCACGCAUUAUAAAUUGAAGUUUGAAUAUCUUGAAGGUAAAUUUGCAUGUGUUUCAUUUCAAACUGGUUCCCUUGUUAUUUUUGAUGUGAGUGAGUCGAACUGUAGAAGUUAUAUACAUUGAGAUGAUUGAUGAAUGAUGAUCAUAUAUGAAGACAAA